AUGUUACUGUUAAUCCUUGUUUCUUUACCGUUACUAGCAUUUUCUGUUGAUCCAGUUGUUGUGCAGGACGGCGAUUCGACGUUAAAGGACAUAAAGAGUAGUGCUCCCGAAACGACAAUAGGACCAUUGCCGGCUUAUAUCUACAAACCGGGCCCUGACCAUAAGUUCAAAUAUGCUAACUACAAACAUUUCCCGCUGCCUUCAUCCACCGAAGAAACACCAGCAGCUGUUGAGAUCUCCGUAGCAGCUCCAUUAACCAUAGAAAAUCCAAUACCAGAGCCACCACCACCGCUGCCAAUGCCAGUGGUUCUCUCACCGUACUUCUUACCGUACUUCAGCCGGUUGCCGCUAGACAACGACUACUUGCUGAUAUCAAGCCAACAACAGCUUCCUCCCACUUUUGCUGAUUACCUCUCAAUGAAAACCAGGAAUGCGCCCAGAUAUGCAGAUUAUAUUGGAGCUGAAAAAUUUUUCGCGCAACUCAGAAAUGAGAAAGCAGCGAAGAAGAUGGACGGCAUUUGA
This is a messenger RNA of Cylicocyclus nassatus, 522 nucleotides long. The record is from the annotation of a GenBank genome assembly. NCBI's taxonomy places the organism in Eukaryota, Metazoa, Nematoda, Chromadorea, Rhabditida, Strongylidae.